Messenger RNA from Otolemur garnettii (small-eared galago), 5883 nucleotides. RefSeq names its product sodium voltage-gated channel alpha subunit 2 (gene SCN2A). Gene Ontology annotation, molecular function: protein binding; voltage-gated sodium channel activity. The record is from RefSeq and is a predicted model, not a curated record. Lineage: Eukaryota; Metazoa; Chordata; Mammalia; Primates; Galagidae. Gene Ontology annotation, biological process: neuronal action potential; membrane depolarization during action potential; sodium ion transmembrane transport. Gene Ontology annotation, cellular component: voltage-gated sodium channel complex; axon; plasma membrane. The transcript has 25 exons.
AUGGCACAGUCAGUGCUGGUACCGCCAGGACCUGACAGCUUCCGAUUCUUUACCAGGGAAUCCCUUGCUGCUAUUGAACAACGCAUUGCAGAAGAGAAAGCUCAGAGACCCAAACAGGAGCGCAAGGAUGAGGACGAUGAAAAUGGCCCAAAGCCAAAUAGUGACUUGGAAGCAGGAAAAUCUCUUCCAUUUAUUUAUGGAGACAUUCCUCCAGAGAUGGUAUCAGUGCCCCUGGAGGACCUGGACCCCUAUUAUAUCAAUAAGAAAACGUUUAUAGUAUUGAAUAAAGGGAAAGCAAUCUCUCGAUUCAGUGCCACCCCUGCCCUGUACAUUUUAACUCCCUUCAACCCUAUUAGAAAAAUAGCUAUUAAGAUUUUGGUACAUUCUUUAUUCAAUGUGCUCAUUAUGUGCACUAUUCUCACCAACUGUGUAUUUAUGACCAUGAGUAACCCUCCAGACUGGACAAAGAAUGUGGAGUACACCUUUACAGGAAUUUAUACUUUUGAAUCACUUAUUAAAAUACUUGCAAGGGGCUUUUGUUUAGAAGAUUUCACAUUUCUUCGGGAUCCAUGGAAUUGGCUGGAUUUCACAGUCAUUACAUUUGCGUAUGUAACAGAAUUUGUAAACCUAGGCAAUGUUUCAGCUCUUCGAACUUUCAGAGUCUUGAGAGCUUUGAAAACUAUUUCUGUAAUUCCAGGCCUGAAGACCAUUGUGGGGGCCCUGAUCCAGUCGGUGAAGAAGCUCUCUGACGUCAUGAUCCUGACUGUGUUCUGUCUGAGCGUGUUUGCGCUGAUUGGGCUGCAGCUGUUUAUGGGCAACCUGAGGAAUAAAUGCCUGCAGUGGCCCCCAGAUAAUUCUUCCUUUGAAAUCAAUAUCACUACCUUCUUUAAUAACUCAUUGGAUGGGAACGGUACCAUGUUCAAUAGGACAAUGAGCAUGUUUAACUGGGAUGAGUACAUUGAGGAUAAAACUAGCAGACUUGCAGUUACUGACUUCCUUUCUCCCCUUUAACCUAAUUACAGCCAGUGUCCCGAAGGCUACAUCUGUGUAAAGGCCGGUAGAAACCCCAACUACGGCUAUACCAGCUUUGACACCUUUAGUUGGGCCUUUCUGUCCUUAUUUCGUCUCAUGACUCAAGACUUCUGGGAAAACCUCUACCAACUGACACUACGCGCUGCUGGGAAAACAUACAUGAUAUUUUUCGUGCUGGUCAUUUUCUUGGGCUCAUUCUACCUAAUAAAUCUGAUCCUGGCUGUGGUGGCCAUGGCCUAUGAGGAGCAGAACCAGGCAACACUGGAAGAGGCUGAACAGAAAGAGGCUGAAUUUCAGCAGAUGCUUGAACAGUUAAAAAAGCAACAGGAAGAAGCUCAGAGAAGAAAGAAAAAGAAACAGAAAGAGCAGUCUGGUGAGGAAGAGAAGGAUGAGAAAGUCAGAAAGUCGGAGUCUGAAGACAGCAUCCGGAGGAAAGGCUUCCGUUUCUCCUUGGAGGGAAGCAGGCUGACAUAUGAAAAGAGAUUUUCUUCUCCACACCAGUCUUUACUGAGCAUCCGUGGCUCCCUUUUCUCUCCAAGACGCAACAGUAGGGCCAGCCUUUUCAGCUUCAGAGGUCGAACAAAGGACGUUGGCUCGGAGAAUGACUUUGCAGACGAUGAGCACAGCACCUUUGAGGACAACGACAGUCGAAGGGACUCUCUGUUUGUGCCGCACAGGCACGGAGAGCGGCGCCACAGCAACGUCAGCCAGGCCAGCCGCGCCUCCCGGGUGCUGCCCAUUCUGCCCAUGAACGGGAAGAUGCACAGCGCUGUGGACUGCAAUGGCGUGGUCUCCCUGGUCGGGGGCCCUUCUGCCCUCACCUCUCCUGCUGGGCAGCUCUUGCCAGAGGGCACCACUACUGAAACAGAAAUAAGAAAGAGACGGUCCAGUUCUUAUCAUGUUUCCAUGGAUUUGCUGGAAGAUCCCACAUCAAGGCAAAGAGCAAUGAGUAUGGCCAGUAUUUUGACCAACACCAUGGAAGAACUUGAAGAAUCCAGACAGAAAUGCCCACCCUGCUGGUAUAAAUUUGCUAACAUGUGUUUGAUCUGGGACUGUUGUAAACCAUGGUUAAAGGUGAAACACCUCGUCAACCUGGUUGUGAUGGACCCCUUUGUGGACCUGGCCAUCACCAUCUGCAUUGUCUUAAAUACACUCUUCAUGGCCAUGGAGCAUUAUCCCAUGACGGAGCAGUUCAGUAAUGUGCUAUCUGUUGGAAACCUGGUUUUCACUGGGAUCUUCACAGCAGAAAUGUUUCUCAAGAUAAUUGCCAUGGAUCCAUAUUACUACUUUCAAGAAGGCUGGAAUAUUUUUGAUGGUUUUAUUGUGAGCCUCAGUUUAAUGGAACUUGGUUUGGCAAACGUGGAAGGAUUGUCAGUUCUUCGAUCAUUCCGGCUGCUCCGAGUUUUCAAGUUGGCAAAAUCUUGGCCAACUCUGAAUAUGUUAAUAAAGAUCAUUGGCAAUUCAGUGGGGGCUUUGGGUAACCUCACGCUGGUGUUGGCCAUCAUCGUCUUUAUUUUUGCCGUGGUUGGCAUGCAGCUCUUUGGUAAAAGCUACAAAGAAUGUGUCUGCAAGAUCUCCAGUGACUGUGAGCUCCCGCGCUGGCACAUGCACGACUUCUUCCACUCCUUCCUGAUUGUGUUCCGCGUGCUGUGUGGAGAGUGGAUAGAGACCAUGUGGGACUGCAUGGAGGUCGCUGGCCAAACCAUGUGCCUUACUGUCUUCAUGAUGGUCAUGGUCAUUGGAAACCUAGUGGUUCUGAAUCUCUUCUUGGCCUUGCUUUUGAGUUCCUUCAGUUCUGACAAUCUCGCUGCCACUGAUGAUGAUAAUGAAAUGAACAAUCUCCAGAUUGCUGUGGGAAGGAUGCAGAAGGGAAUCGAUUUUGUUAAAAGAAAAUUACGGGAAUUUAUUCAGAAAGCCUUUGUUCGAAAACAGAAAGCUUUAGAUGAAAUUAAACCUCUUGAAGAUCUAAAUAACAAGAAGGACAGCUGUAUUUCCAACCAUACCACCAUAGAAAUUGGCAAAGACCUCAAUUAUCUCAAAGAUGGAAAUGGAACUACUAGUGGCAUAGGCAGCAGUGUAGAAAAGUACGUCGUGGAUGAAAGCGAUUACAUGUCGUUUAUAAACAACCCCAGCCUCACUGUGACGGUACCGAUUGCUGUUGGAGAAUCUGACUUUGAAAACUUAAAUACUGAAGAAUUCAGCAGUGAGUCAGAUAUGGAAGAAAGCAAAGAGAAGCUAAAUGCAACUAGUUCAUCUGAAGGCAGCACAGUUGAUAUAGGAGCUCCCGCGGAGGGAGAGCAACCCGAGGUGGAACCUGAGGAAUCCCUGGAACCUGAAGCCUGUUUUACAGAAGACUGUGUACGGAAGUUCAAGUGUUGUCAGAUAAGCAUAGAGGAAGGCAAAGGGAAACUCUGGUGGAAUUUGAGGAAAACUUGCUAUAAAAUAGUGGAGCACAACUGGUUUGAAACCUUCAUCGUUUUCAUGAUUCUGCUGAGCAGCGGUGCUCUGGCAUUUGAAGAUAUAUAUAUCGAGCAGAGAAAAACCAUUAAGACCAUGUUGGAAUAUGCUGACAAGGUUUUCACUUACAUAUUCAUCCUGGAAAUGCUACUCAAGUGGGUUGCGUAUGGUUUUCAGAUGUAUUUUACCAAUGCCUGGUGCUGGUUAGACUUCCUGAUUGUUGAUGUCUCAUUGGUUAGCUUAACUGCAAAUGCCUUGGGUUACUCAGAACUUGGUGCCAUCAAAUCCCUCAGAACACUAAGGGCUCUGAGGCCCCUGAGAGCCUUAUCCAGGUUUGAAGGAAUGAGGGUUGUUGUAAAUGCUCUUUUAGGAGCCAUCCCAUCCAUAAUGAAUGUACUUCUGGUUUGUCUGAUCUUUUGGCUGAUAUUCAGUAUCAUGGGAGUGAAUCUCUUCGCUGGCAAGUUUUACCAUUGUAUUAACUAUACUACUGGAGAGAUGUUUGAUGUAAGCGUAGUCAACAACUAUAGUGAAUGCAAAGCCCUCAUCGAGAGCAAUCAGACUGCCAGGUGGAAAAAUGUGAAAGUAAAUUUUGAUAAUGUGGGCCUUGGAUAUCUUUCUCUGCUUCAAGUAGCCACAUUUAAAGGAUGGAUGGAUAUCAUGUAUGCAGCUGUUGACUCACGAAAUGUCGAAUUACAGCCCAAGUAUGAAGACAAUCUGUACAUGUAUCUUUAUUUUGUCAUCUUUAUCAUUUUUGGUUCAUUCUUUACUUUGAAUCUUUUCAUUGGUGUCAUCAUAGAUAACUUCAACCAACAGAAAAAGAAGUUUGGAGGUCAAGACAUUUUUAUGACAGAAGAACAGAAGAAAUACUACAAUGCAAUGAAAAAACUGGGGUCAAAGAAACCACAAAAACCCAUACCUCGACCUGCUAACAAAUUCCAAGGAAUGGUUUUUGAUUUUGUAACCAAACAAGUCUUUGAUAUCAGCAUCAUGAUCCUCAUCUGUCUCAACAUGGUCACCAUGAUGGUGGAAACGGAUGACCAGAGCCAAGAAAUGACGAACAUUCUGUACUGGAUUAAUCUGGUGUUCAUCGUCCUCUUCACGGGAGAAUGUGUGCUGAAACUGAUCUCCCUUCGUUAUUACUAUUUUACCAUUGGAUGGAAUAUUUUUGAUUUUGUAGUGGUCAUUCUCUCCAUUGUAGGUAUGUUUCUGGCUGAGUUGAUAGAAAAAUAUUUUGUGUCCCCCACCCUGUUCCGUGUGAUCCGUCUUGCCAGGAUUGGCCGAAUCCUCCGUCUGAUCAAAGGAGCAAAGGGGAUCCGCACGCUGCUCUUUGCUUUGAUGAUGUCGCUCCCUGCCCUGUUCAACAUCGGCCUCCUGCUCUUCCUGGUCAUGUUCAUCUACGCCAUCUUUGGAAUGUCCAACUUCGCCUAUGUUAAGAGGGAGGUUGGAAUUGAUGACAUGUUCAACUUCGAGACCUUUGGCAACAGCAUGAUCUGCCUUUUCCAAAUUACCACCUCUGCUGGCUGGGAUGGAUUGCUAGCCCCUAUUCUCAACAGUGGACCUCCAGACUGUGACCCUGAAAAAGAUCACCCCGGAAGCUCAGUGAAGGGGGACUGCGGGAACCCAUCUGUUGGGAUUUUCUUCUUUGUCAGUUACAUCAUCAUAUCAUUUCUGGUGGUGGUGAACAUGUACAUCGCCGUCAUCCUGGAGAACUUCAGUGUUGCCACUGAAGAAAGUGCAGAGCCCCUGAGUGAGGAUGACUUUGAGAUGUUCUACGAGGUCUGGGAGAAGUUCGAUCCUGAUGCAACCCAGUUCAUAGAGUUCUCCAAGCUCUCUGAUUUUGCAGAUGCCCUGGAUCCUCCUCUUCUCAUAGCAAAACCAAACAAAGUCCAGCUCAUUGCCAUGGAUCUGCCCAUGGUCAGUGGCGACCGGAUCCACUGCCUCGACAUUUUAUUUGCUUUCACAAAGCGUGUUUUGGGUGAGAGUGGAGAGAUGGAUGCCCUUCGAAUACAGAUGGAAGAGCGAUUCAUGGCAUCGAACCCCUCCAAAGUCUCUUACGAGCCCAUUACAACCACGUUGAAACGCAAACAAGAGGAAGUGUCUGCUAUCAUCAUCCAGAGGGCUUACAGACGCUACCUCUUGAAGCAAAAAGUUAAAAAAGUUUCAAGCAUAUAUAAGAAAGACAAAGGCAAAGAAUGUGAUGGGACACCUAUCAAAGAAGAUCCCCUCAUUGAUAAACUAAAUGAAAAUUCAACUCCAGAGAAAACCGAUAUGACACCUUCCACCACUUCUCCACCUUCCUAUGAUAGCGUGACCAAACCGGAAAAAGAAAAAUUUGAAAAAGACAAAUCAGAAAAGGAAGACAAAGGGAAAGAUAUCAGGGAAAGUAAAAAGUAG